Messenger RNA from Protopolystoma xenopodis, 387 nucleotides. The record is from the annotation of a GenBank genome assembly. Lineage: Eukaryota; Metazoa; Platyhelminthes; Monogenea; Polystomatidea; Polystomatidae.
AUGUCUACUCCUUCUGGUCUUAGUGAAAGUUCAUCUCUGGAGGCCUCAGACGGACAGAUCGGGACUUGGAGGUCUCAUGCGAUAGGCGACGGAAGAAUCACCGCUACCGGUGAAGUAUCCCGAAUGCCGGCUGCAAUGGGCUGGCUUCGGCGAAACACAAGUCUUCUAAGCAGUGUCCGUUAUUAUACGACAAAAUGCCAAGCCCUCGGGGCUGGUUCGACGGGAUCAGUUGGCCAGCCAGUCGGAUCCAGAGGCCAAAGUGACAGGACAACGGGACUAAUUGAGAACUCGGACUCUGACGGCUUGGCCAGAUUCCCCGAUUUUACUUCACCCCAUCGUGUCGAGGAGACGCAGGCUACAAAGGCUCGGUAUCGGUUCAGCUCAUGA